Messenger RNA from Paramecium pentaurelia, 1481 nucleotides. NCBI's taxonomy places the organism in Eukaryota, Ciliophora, Oligohymenophorea, Peniculida, Parameciidae. The record is from the annotation of a GenBank genome assembly.
AUGAAUUCAAGUUAAAGACAACCAAGAAGUCGCAUCUUUGAUGUUGAUUCAUAAAGACCAUCUGAUAGAUCUAAUACUCCUACAAGAACAUUAUCACCAUCUUAACAUAUUUAACCAUAAUAAUAACAAUAACCUAUACCAACAUUUCAACCUUAAAAAUUAAAACAUAUUCUAUAUAAUGCUCAAUAAAGUACUCCUAUUGUCAAUUGCCAUUACCAUCCAGAUCAAUAUAUUUAAAAUUUUUGCAAAAAUCUGUAUAUAUUUUCAAUAAUCCAAAUAGUGAUUGUCUAUUACCGCUUUGCCCUAUGUGUGUCACUAUCCAUUAAGAUGAUCAUAUAACUUAAAACUAUGCUCCUCAUUUCGAUUUACUAGGUUAUUGUCUUGGGGAACAAUAUAAUAAAACAGUUGAUAUCUGCAACCUAUUAGGAGAAGAUAUUGAGGAUGUAGUAGAAUUAAAAAAUCUUGUUAAAAAUCAUAGAGAAAUUUAGAAAAAGAAAUUCUUAGAAGCAAAAGAAUAAUUCUAUAAAGCUAUUGAUUCUUUUAUGUAAAAUCUAGAAAACAAUUUAAAUUCAUCAUCUAUCAAACAAACUGAUUAACUACUCAAUGAAAUCAAUCAAUUUCAUAGAUUAGCCUAUGAUAGAUGGGAAAAUAUGCAAGGGAGAUUGUAAAAACUCAAUUCUGAGAAGUGUCUAAAAAUAUUAAUUAAGUCUUACAGACAAAGCAGACCAGAAGAUAUCUAUUAACGUUAACAUGAAAUGACUAUCGCUUUUAUAGACUAAGUCAAAAGUGAAUUAGAUCAAGUAGAAAUAAGGCCAUCUUAAUUAUAAAUAAUAUUAGAUUAAUUACAAUCCUAUAUAUACAUCACUAAAGAUAAUCCUAAAUAGAUAUCUCCAAUAAAACCAUAAUAAUAAUAAUAAUAAUAAUAAUAAUAAAUCAUUAGAAGAGUAGUUCAUGAAAGACCAAGUAGUCAAUAACAUCAUAAAAAUUCUAACUCUCCAAUUCCAACUAGAGUUUUAUAAGGAUUUCCUAUACUCUAAAAAUUCAAUCCAAUCACAGCCAUCGAAAAUAUAACUAUGCCUUAAUUACCAUAAAUUCCUACAGGAUUUCCUUAAAUCAUGCCAUUUCAAAAUUAACAAUUCAACUUCUAACCCUAAUAUGCUUAAUCUAUGAUGUUACCUAACUCAUAGUUUAUCCCAUAAUCACCUCUUAAUAUGCCCUUACCUUUUCAAACCUAACAUCCAUAUCAAAACCCUCCAUAGUUACUUAAACAAACCUAGUUACAAUAACCACUAAAACAGUUUGUCUAACCACUUCAGUCACAAGCAAUUUCUCCAAAUCAAUAAUAAUAAAAUCAGCCUCUUGCUUAAAUCAAUCUUAAUUAAUAAGAGAAACCUGGAGAAGUCAUUGAUUUGAAAUCUAAUAAAAAUCCACUAAGAAUGGCUGAAUAAUAUCAUAAUUAAUUGUUUAAUUCUGGUGAAUGA